CGUAACACACACCGGAACUGUGAUGUUGAGACAGCGGACUCCUCACUUCACAAACUUAUUUAUAUGUUUUAUUUCAUUUCACUGAACUUCUCCUGCCAUGACGCGCUGGAUUCCCACUAAGCGGGAGAAAUAUGGAGUGGCUAUCUAUAACUAUGAUGCAAGAGGAGAGCCGGAGUUGAGUCUUCAGGUGGGGGACACAGUACACAUACUGGAGACGUUUGAAGGGUGGUACAGAGGAUACACACUGCGACAGAAAUCACACAAGGGCAUUUUUCCUGCCAACUUCAUCCAUUUGAAAGACGCCAAAGUUGAGGGGACAGGCAAACAGGAGACUGUGGUACCUACAGACUUGCCCUUGGUACAUGAGCUUGGCACCACGCUGCGAGAAUGGACGCAGAUAUGGCACAAACUUUUCGUGAACAACAAGACCACACUGUUCCGGAACGUUCAGCAGAUGGCAUACAGCCUGAUCGAGUACCGCUCGCAGAUCGUGUCCGGCACGCUUCCCAACGAUGACCUUGUGGAGCUGAGGAAGAAGGUCACGGCCAAAAUCGAUUAUGGGAACAGGAUUCUGGGUCUUGAUUUGGUGGUACGUGAUGAGGCCGGAAACACGUUAGACCCCGAGCGCACCAGCACGAUCAGUCUGUUCAGAACGCACGAGUCUGCUUCCCGCUCUAUUGAUGAGAGGAUUCAGGAGGAGAAGAUGCGUCUUCAGAACCUGGAGAAACGGCGUCAGACCCUCUUCACCGGGGUGCACACCUUCAGCCUCCUCAUGAAUCUCAAGAACUUCGUGUGCAACAUUGGAGAAGACGCUGAACUCUUUAUGUCUCUGUAUGACUCCGAUAAGUCUGAAUUCAUAAGCGAGAACUUCCUGGUGCGGUGGGACAGCACGGGCAUGCCGAAAGACAUCGAAAAACUCAACAACCUGCCGGCACUUUUCACAGAUCUGAGCAGCAGUGAUCUGAUGAGACCGCGCCUCUUCCUGGUGUGUCAGAUCAUCCGUUUGGGCUGCAUGGAGCUGAAGGAAGGAAAGAAACACACGGGAGGACUGCGCAGGCCGUUCGGAGUAGCAGUCAUGGAUAUCACAGAUGUUGCCCAUGGUAAAAUCGAUGAUGAUGAUAAACAGUAUUUCAUCCCUUUUCAACAGAUUGCCAUGGAAACGUACAUCCGACAGCGGCAGCUCAUCAUGUCUCCACUCAUGCCGUCUCGUGUCAUCGUCGAGAACGAGCCUCUCGUUGCCGUCUUCAACAAGGUUAUUGCCACACGAGAGGUCAACCAUAAAGGACAGGGGCUGUUUGUGACCCUAAAACUGCUCCCGGGAGAUGUGUUUCAGGUCCAGAAAGAUUAUCCUCAUUUUGUGGACCGCACAACACCUAUUGUCAGGAAAAUGGGCUUUCCUGAAAUUAUCCUUCCAGGUUACUUGAGGAACGAUGUUUACGUCACGCUGCUACAAGGAGAGUUUGAUCGUGGCAAGAAGAAAACCCCCAAAAACGUUGAAGUUAUGAUGAGCGUUUUGGAUGAAGAAGGAAAUCCAAUGGAGAAGGCCAUAUUUCCCGGAGCGGGUUAUGAAGGGAUCACAGAAUAUAAGUCUGUCAUUUACUAUCAGGUCAAGCAGCCCUGCUGGAAUGAGACUGUUAAGGUGGCCAUUCCCAUUGAGGAUGUUUGUCGAUGUCAUCUACGACUAACCUUUAGACACAGAUCAUCUCAGGAUUCCAGAGAUAAGUCUGAGAAACCCUUCGGCAUGGCUUUCGUCCGUCUGAUGAAGUCAGACGGCACCACGCUUCCAGAUGGAAAGCAUGAUCUCAUCAUCUAUAAGGUGGAUGUGAAGAAGACUGACGACGCCAAGACAUAUUUGAAUCUGCCCGGCUUGUACGCUGAAGUUGAGGAGAGAGAGAGACAGGCAGGAAAACCUUUCCAUCACAGCGGCGUCAUUCCUGUCACCAAAGACAGCUUCCAGAUCGCCACGCUGACCUGCUCCACAAAACUCACUCAAAACGUCGAUCUUUUGGGCCUUCUCAACUGGAGAUCGAAUACUGAGAGACUUGAAGAAAUUCUCCAGAAACUGAUGGCGGUGGAAGGAGGCGAAAUUAUUAAAUUUUUGCAGGACACGCUGGAUGCUCUCUUUAAUAUCAUGAUGGAGACCUCGGAGGAAGAAACCUACGACACGCCGGUCUUCAAUGCCCUGGUCUUCAUCAUCUCGCUGAUUGGUGACAUUAAGUUCCAGCACUUUAACCCGGUCCUGGAGACGUACAUUGACAAACACUUCAGUGCGACUUUGGCGUACCUAAAGUUGACCAAAGUGUUGAAUUAUUUCGUGGGCCGCGCUGAGGACUCAGCUCAUACAGGGAGACUCUACGCCGCUUUGAAAGCUUUCAAGUACCUUUUUCGAUUCAUCGUGCAGUCACGGAUUCUCCAUCUGAGGUUUUAUGGAAAAAGUGAAGAUGGGGGACAAUUUCUUGACUCCAUUCGUACGCUCUUUCUUUCUAUCAGCAACCUAAUGGACAGGCCUCUGGAUGAGGGCGUUAAAAUAAAGGCAGCGGUCCUAAAAUAUCUUCCUACUACAAUCAAUGACUUACAGAAGGUUUUUGAUCCUGUGGAGCUGAGCAUUCAACUGGCGAAGUUUGUCGAGAGCAUUCCAGAGUUUCAAAUGGUGAGACAGAAGCUCGGCUGUCUGGUUAAAAUCGUGGAGUGCGACCUUUUCAAACUGCCAGACUGCAGGGAUGUGUUGUUGCCCCUGAUCGCAGAUCAGCUGAGCGGUCAACUGGACGAUCGCUCCAAUAAACCCGAUCUGGAGGCCUGCGUCCAGCUCCUCAGUACCGUACUCGACAUACUGGACCUCAAAAACAUUGGUCCCACGUCAGGUCACGUGAAGCUAAUCGUGGACCGUCUGUUGCGAAGGGUCAACCGCACCGUCAUCAACCUGAGCUUAGACUCGCCCCUCAUAGGCCACUACCUCGCAUGCAUGACCGCCGUCCUGAAACAAAUGGAAGACGCGCAUUACGCGCAAUACAUCAGCACCUUCAAAACCAGGCAGGACAUUAUCGACUUUCUAAUGGAGACUUUCAUCAUGUUCAAAAACCUGAUGGGGAAUGUGUUCCCCCCCGACUGGAUGAUCAUGAAUCUCCUUCAAAUGAAAGUCUUUCUGCGGGCCAUAGACCAGUACUCUGAUGUUCUCAACAAGUAUUUUCUGGAAGCCGCUCACUUUCACUUACAGCUCUGGAACAACUAUUUUCAUCUGAUCGUUGCGUUCCUUACCCAUAAGUCAUUGCAGCUGGAGUCCUUUUCUCUCGAGAAGCGAAACAAGAUUCUCAAUAAGUACGGUGAUAUGCGGAAAAGCAUCGGCUUCAAGUUGGGUGACAUGUGGCAUAAUCUUGGCCCACAUAAAAUGAAGUUCAUUCCCGCAAUGGUGGGACCCAUCCUGGAGGCAACGUUAGUUCCAGAGCCAGACCUGAGGAAGGCCACCAUCCCGAUCUUCUUUGACAUGAUGCAGUGCGAACACAAUUUCAGUGCCAACCACACUUUUCAAACGUUUGAGAACGAGCUGAUCACAAAACUGGACCAGGAAGUUGAAGGAGGCCAGGGGGAUGAACAAUACAAGAUUCUGCUGGAGAAGACGUUAUUGGAGCACUGUCGGAAGCAUCGAUACCUGUCUCAGUCCGGUGAGGCUUUGGCUUUGCUCCUGAGCAGUCUGCUGGAGAACUUGCUGGCCUACCGCACCAUCACACAUGAUGAGAGCCCUGAGCUCCGCAUGAGCUGCACUGUCAACGUCCUGAACUUUUACAAAGAAAAGAAAAGAGAGGAUAUUUAUAUCCGAUAUUUGUACAAGCUGCGUGACCUUCACCUGGACUGUGAGAACUUCACCGAGGCGGCAUACACGCUCCUGCUGCACGCUGAGCUUCUGGAGUGGUCGGACAAGGCUUGCGCACCCCACCUUAUCCCGCGGGACGGAGCUCCGGGCUGGACGCAACAAGAGCUGAAGGAAAGACUGUUCCAGGAGAUCAUGUGCUAUCUGGACAAGGGCAAAAUGUGGGAGAAGGCCAUCGAGAUGGCCAAACAGCUUGCUAAACUUCACGAGAACCAAAUGUUUGAUUUCCUCGAGCUCAGCCAGCUGCUGAAACAGCAGGCGCAGUAUUAUGAGAACAUCAUGCACGCCAUGAGACCUCAGCCCGAAUAUUUUGCAGUUGGAUAUUACGGCCAAAGUUUCCCGACUUUUCUUAGGAACAAAAUGUUCAUAUUCCGCGGUAAGGAAUACGAGUGGCUGGAGGACUUUAGCCUGAAGAUGAUGUCUCAGUUUCCCAAUGCGGUGAAGAUGACCAGCACAUCGCCCCCUGGUGACAACAUCUGUAACUCACCCGGUCAACAUAUUCAGUGUUUCACAGUCAAGCCCGUUCUCAACUUGCCUCAGUCGUUCAAAGACAAGGGACUUCCAGAACAAAUCCUCAAUUACUACCGCACGAACGAGGUGGACAAGUUCCAGUAUUCCAGACCUUUCAGGAAGGGAGAGAAAGAUCCAGACAAUGAGUUUGCUACCAUGUGGAUCGAGAGAACCACCUUCAUCACCGCAUAUCGCUUUCCUGGAAUUCUCAAGUGGUUCGAGGUGAAAUCCAUGUCUGUGGAAGAGAUCAGUCCUUUGGAGAAUGCCAUAGAGACCAUGGAGCUGGCCAAUGAGAAGCUGAGUAAUCUGGUCCAGCAGCAGGCCUGUGACCGCUCUCUCCCCGUUCACCCCCUGUCAAUGAUGCUCAACGGGAUUGUGGACCCCGCGGUCAUGGGCGGCUUUUCCAACUAUGAGAAGGCGUUUUUCACAGAGACCUACAUGAAGAAAAAUCCUGAGCACCUGGAGCCCAUUGAAGUCUUAAAACAUCUCAUCGCACUCCAGGUUCCGCUGCUGGAUGAGGGGAUCCGGAUCCACGGUGUGAAAUCCACAGAACAGCUCAAACCUCUACACAACAGACUGGUCAGCUGCUUUCAGGACCUGCGUGCCAAAGUGGAGAAACUCUACGGCGUCAUUACUCUGCCCUGCUCUCUGACAGAAAAGAAGAAGAGUCGUGUUGGGUCAGUGGUGAUGCCGUACAUCAUGUCGUCCACGCUCAGACGUUUGUCCACGAUCUCAAACGCCUCCUCUGGACACUCCAGCGGCUCCGGCUCCUCUGAUGGAAACUCCUCCAGACCCUUGUCACAGGAUUCACUGCUCUCCCGUGUGAGUGACAGCAGGGCGUCGGUUUUGUCCCGUUCAGAAGAAGAUAAUCGGAUCAGUAAGAAGAACAGAAAGGAAUGGAGCGUGAGCAAGUCUCAGGUUCUUCUGCAGAGACCCUCCAACAUGGAUGAGAUUUCUCUAGAGAGGCAGCAGAGACCUAAAAGUCUGACGAUUGGGGAUCGGAGACUCACACUGUCUCUGUUUCAUGCAGAAUCAUCCAGUUUAAGUUUACACAACCCACUCAGCCCACUUCCUGCUUCACCACACACACCGCGCAGCUCCAGUUACACAUGUCUCCCGAGUGACAGUGACAUCAGCACAUCUGACAUCACAAGCACUCCACCACCAAUGCCACCGAAGAAACACCCGCACGAUAGUGACAUCAUCUACAACUCUAUCUCUGAGUUCACACCUCCUCUGCCAAUGAAAGUUGAAAGCAAGCCUCCACCCCCACCACCCAAAACCCGCAAGUCCAUAAUUCCCAGCAAUGACAGCAACCCACUAUAAGAACAUCAACCAGCGCUAUACGUCUCACAUCUAUACACGCUCGUAGCAUCGGGUUUUAUCAGAAAAUCUCUCUUGAACGGUACCCAAGACAUCCGAGGAUCUCCUCUUUUUAAAAUGUCUCCCCCUGAUAAAACAUCACUGCUCUUUAUUCAUUUAAAAAAAAACCUCUGGAUCGUAUUUUUCAUCACUGGUGGGCAGAAAUGCGACCAAUGGAUUUUUUGUUAAAUGUUAUCGUCGUUUAUGUCUAGACAUCAUUUGUUUUGUCUGUCUGCGCCUUAUGAAUUUCAGAUAUCAUGACAACGGAAACAAAUGUUUAUAUUUUAACUCCCUCUUUACACACAUUCACUUUGCACAUCACUCUCGCCCGUGGAGCUCACACAUAUCAAACUUCCUAAUUGAAUCUCUCGCAGGCACUGCGCACAGUUUGCUUGCCAUUACUUUCCCCAAAGCAAAACAUUUCUCUGCGCUUUCAUUUUUCAGUGCAGAAACCAAAUUUGUAUGCAAAAACCUCAAAUAUGAGACGAGUAGUGAAAUAAGUUUCGUUCUGGAGAUGCAGUUUGAUGCGGAGGGUCUCAUCUCGCUGUCAGAUACCUCAAAUCUCAACAUCAUUCCGGUAGUCUGCGCACUGUAUGAAAAGCACACACUGUAUAUUUAUGCCAAACUGUUUUUUAAAUAUUAUAAAGUUUGAAAUUUGAAUGAAAUAACCGCACCUUCAGAUGUGUUAAAUUAUUAUUUGUAAUGUUUUUGUAUGCAAUUAUGAAUUUGUUGGUAAAAAGUCAGAUUCUGGAUCGGAUUCAUAUUUGCGCAUUUACGGUUCACAUGAGAUUAAGAUUUACAUUAAAGGUUUCUAGGUUUCUAGUUUUGUACUGUAGCAGUGUUUGUGCAAACACAUUUCUGCACCAAACGUUUGUAUAUUCUGUAUUAAAUCAUGAAAUUAUGAGAACAAAUAAGAUCAGUUUCCCAGAUCUAUGGGGGAAAACCCGAGCAAUGUUUUUUAAAAGGGAUCGUAGAUGUAAAUAUUACAUUUCUUUUGACAGAAUUAUUUAAACUUGAUAUUGUAAUUUAAAGGAGGUUUGAAUGAGCAGACUUAAUUCUUUAAAGCAAGAACAUUGAUCAUUUUAACUUUUCUGAAUUUUUUACUCUUAAUUAAAUGAAUUUGUUUUUAAUGUCAUUCAUAUUUGUGGAUGAAUGUGAAUAUGAUUUAUACUGUUGACUUGUACUUCAGAAUGCCUGCACUUAGGUUUCAAUAAAAGUGCCAAAACAGA
Triplophysa dalaica is the source of this 6966-nucleotide messenger RNA. RefSeq names its product dedicator of cytokinesis 5 (gene dock5). Gene Ontology annotation, biological process: cell migration; small GTPase-mediated signal transduction. Gene Ontology annotation, molecular function: small GTPase binding; guanyl-nucleotide exchange factor activity. Gene Ontology annotation, cellular component: plasma membrane; cytoplasm. The record is from RefSeq and is a predicted model, not a curated record. The coding region runs from base 98 to 5701 and encodes 1867 amino acids. The transcript is spliced from 51 exons. Lineage: Eukaryota; Metazoa; Chordata; Actinopteri; Cypriniformes; Nemacheilidae.